Messenger RNA from Zea mays, 3110 nucleotides. RefSeq lists its product as uncharacterized. The coding region runs from base 2188 to 3108 and encodes 306 amino acids. NCBI's taxonomy places the organism in Eukaryota, Viridiplantae, Streptophyta, Magnoliopsida, Poales, Poaceae. The record is from RefSeq and is a predicted model, not a curated record. The transcript is spliced from 2 exons. Gene Ontology annotation, molecular function: protein dimerization activity.
CAGUCUUUGUGACCACCUCAACGGGGACUAGGUUCUUUGGAACCGAACCUCGGUAAAACAAAUCACGGGGACUAGAUUCAUUGAUUUCUCUUUUUUUAAUGUAAUGACAGUAGUUUUGCCUUUUAAUUAAAAAGAAAAAUAAAAUUGAUCCAGUUUUAAAGAAAAUCUAGCCAAAAACCUACACAAAGUGCACAACAGAGAAAACUGGCGAAAGGCCCCAUAAACGACCCAGACAACCGCAACUCGACACACAAAGCUUAUUUAGAGUCAUCGUUGUCGAGCUCAACACAAUGGAUAUGCAACUCCGACCAUGGGCGGACCCACAGGGGAGUCCGGGUGGGCCCUGGCACACCCUAAGCCAGGCCCACCGGGGACCCCACCCGGCCAUCCGGCAUCGGCCGUUCCAACUUCCCAACUUCUACGGAUGUUCUGAUCGCUUCUGGCGGCUGGCUAGUCACAACAACUCAACAAUACGGCUGUUCCUGUUCUUGCCUCUGCCUGGCUGCCUGGCAGCUAUUCCUGGUGGGCGGUGAGCCGACAACUGGUUGUUCCUGCAGGCUGCAGCCUACGCCGCUGUUCCUAGCGCCCAGCGACUGGCUGCUUCCUGCUUGGCUACCCGUCUCCGAACUCCGGUGGCCGGCUGGCGGUGUACCGUGUAUGACAGUGACUAAAAUAUGAAGAAGCAGGGAGAUAUUGCCUCUCUUUUUCGCAAUCAUGCUACAAAGAAACAUAAGUUUAUUUCUUCUUCAUUAUCUCCGGAUGUUACUCAAGCGUCGACACCUCAAGAACAAGAGGAAGAGAGGAUAAAUGAAGAAAUUGUGAAUCCAAUGCCAUCUGCACCGCCAUCGCCAACACUUUAUGAUGUCAGUCGUCUUCCACAUGAUCCAUGUGAAAGACAACCUAUUGCAAGUUACCAUGCUAAUGAUCACGAUGCAAUUCGAAGAGCAUAUAUUCUUAGAGGUCCAUUUCAACCAUAUGCACAUGAAUUCCCAAAUAGGAAAAUUGGAGAUAGAGAUUGCCGUUUUAAUUUUGUGUGGUUUCAAAAUUUUCCUUGGAUUGAAUAUAGUGUCAAGAAAGAUGCUGCAUUUUGCUUUAUGUGCUACUUAUUCAAAAGUAAAGAAAAUAAGGGCAAAGGGACUUCUUCAUUUACUUCAGAUGGUUGGAAUAAUUGGAAUAAAGGGUCUGAAGCACUUCUAAAACAUGUGGGUUCUAUGUCACAUAAGACAGCCGAAGAGAAAUAUCUUGGCUUUAUAAAUCCUAAUGCAGCAAUUGAUAAUAAAAUUGAGAAGUGGAGUGAUGAUGAUCGCAAUGUAUAUAAGAUAAGGUUGACAUAAGUUUGAAGUUUCUUUUACAUCAAGGAUUGUCAUUCCGUGGACAUGAUAAAAGUGAAGAGUCUAGCAACAGAGGAAACUUUAUUGAAAUCUUGAAAUUUCUUGUUGUAAAUAGUGAAGAGGUCAACAAGUAUGUUCUUAACAACGCUCCAGGUAAUUGCACUUUGACUAGCCCAAAGAUACAAAAGCAGAUUAUUCAGUGUUGCGCUAUAGAAACUAGAAAGAAAAUAAUUGAAGAGCUUGGGGAAGAGCCAUUUGCAAUUUUAGCGGAUGAGUCUAGUGACAUAUCACACAAAGAACAACUUGAUCUUUGCUUGCGUUAUGUUGAUGCAUUAGGAAGACCAUGUGAGCACUUCAUUGGAGUUGUUCAUGUAGAUGAUACUAGCUCUUUAUCACUUAAGGAUGCAAUUGAAGCUUUACUUCUUAGUCAUGGCUUGACUUUGACAUGAAUUCGUGGACAAGGUUAUGAUGGGGCUAGCAACAUGAGAGGUGGUAUUAAAGGAUUGAAAACAUUGAUCAUGCAAGAGUCACCUUCUGCUUAUUAUAUCCAUUGUUUUGCACACCAACUUCAACUAGUUCUUGUUGUUGUUGCCAAGGGAAAUAAUGAUUGUGUGUGGUUUUUGAUCAAGUAACUCUCUUAUUGAAUAUCAUUGGAGUUUCUUGUAAGCGCCACGGUAUGCUUCGAGAUGCUAGACUUGAGAAUCUCAUGAAAUCACUUGAAUGUGGUGAACUUGAAACUGGGAGAGGAUUGAAUCAAGAGAUGGGGUUGCGUAGGCCUGGUGAGACUCGAUGGGGCUCUUCUUACAAAACUAUAUGCAACAUAAUUACUAUGUAUCCUGUAAUCUGAGAUGUUCUCAUGAUUCUUGGAGAGGAUACUACAAUUAGAAGUGAUUGGACAAGGAUACAUUCUAUGCUUGGAGCAUUUGAGUCAUUUGACUUUGUUUUUGAUGCACACUUAAUGUUUGUUAUUCUUGGAUAUACAAAUGAUUUAUCAGUGUGUUUGCAAAGAAGGGAGCAAGAUAUUAUUGAUGCAAUUUCACUUGUUAAUGUGGCAAAGAGAAGAAUGCAACAGUUAAUGCUUGAUGGUUGGGAUCAAUUCCUUCAAAGAAUCACUUCAUUUUGCAACAAAUAUGAUAUCCAAGUUCCUGCUAUGGAUGGAAAUUAUAAGCCUUAUGGAAGAUCAUCACGAUUUGUUCAUAACCAAACUAAUGAUGACCACUUCAGAAGAGAAGUAUAUAUUGUGGUCAUUGAUCAAAUUAGCCUAGAGCUUGAUAGUCGGUUUAGUGAGGCUAAUAUGGAGCUGCUUUCUUGUAUGUCAGCCUUGGAUCCUUCCAACUCUUUUGCUUCUUUUGAUGCACACAAGGUACGAAAGCUAGCUGAUUUCUAUCCUAAUGACAUGUCAAGCACUGACUUGUUAAAACUUGACUUGCAACUUGACAAUUAUAUUGAUGGCAUAAGAGAAGAUGAUAUAUUCAAAGACAUAACUAAUCUUGUGGACCUCUCAGUUAAGCUUGUUGAAACAAAGAGACAUGAGGUGUUUGAUAUGGUUUAUUUGAUUCUCAAAUUGGUAUUGCUUUUGCCUGUGGCGACAGCAAGUGUUGAAAGGGCAUUUUCUGCAAUGAGUUUGGUGAAGACUAAAUUGAGAAACAAGAUGUGUGAUAGUCUUUUGGAUGAUUGUCUUGUUACAUACAUCGAGAGGGAUAUUUUCUUCGAAGUGAAUGAAGAAAAUAUAAUUGAAACUUUUAUGGCCUUGAGGAAGCGCAGGCCAGAUAAGUAGUA